Molecule: messenger RNA, 3395 nt
Organism: Punica granatum (pomegranate)
Lineage: Eukaryota; Viridiplantae; Streptophyta; Magnoliopsida; Myrtales; Lythraceae
Source: RefSeq, a predicted model, not a curated record
AGACAUGCCUCUUUCUAAAAUAUAAAAAAAGAAAAAGAAUGUAUGUCAAUUAAUUCUUUAAAUUGUUCUACCAAUCAGUUUAUUGAUAAUAUUUUUUUCUUUUUCUUUUUUUUUUUCAGAAGAAUUUCGAUAGGAUGGCGACCAAACCAAGAAACAUGUUUCUAGGUCAUACCAGGCUGGCGGAACAUGUGUUCAAAGUCAAAGAUUUGCUAAUUGAGCAACCCAUACCAUUCCAUGUCCGGACAUUCAAAUAUCUUAAGCAUAUAAUAUAAGGGCCUGUUAGGUUUCCCAAUAUUAUUUUAGAAUCACAAUUCUAACUUAACUCUAUCCACUACAAAACAAAAUAAUUCAUACAAAGUUAAAGAGUGGACCCCAUUUAUACCACUUUUUUCCAUAACAAAACAACAUAACUCAUACAAAGUCAAAGGGUGGGCCCCAUUUAUACCACUCAAAAUCAAAAUCAAAAUCUGAUUUUAAAAUUUUACUACGAAACCAAAUGCAAUAUAAGUUACUAGCAUCGUUCUUUCUUAAGCAUGCGUGCAUAAACAUUCCAUCCCCUGCUGAUCUCUAGACUUAACUCCCAACUCUCACUUCUCUGUUCUGUUAGUCCGAACCGGACACUUGUCGGCCAGUCCCUCUCCAUGACGAGUCUUCUGUCUUCUUAUGUCCUGCAAUAUCCCACGGGUUUAACCAAUCCUCGCAUGUACUCGAAGACAGAGAUGAACUCGAAGUCCCAUCCCAGCCGGUCGACAGCUCAACACAAGGCAUUAUCAGCAUUAACGGGGAGGGCUGCAUUCGGGGUAGAGGCGGAAAAGGAGGACAAGGAGGAUUAUGAGAAGCAGAAGCCAACUCUUAACAGUCGAGCCAGGCCGAGGGUAGUUGCAGUGGAUCCAAAGAACAGCAAAGGGCCCAUUUCGGAAGCCGUUGAUCACGUGGAGAAGCUGCUAGUGAAGCUAAUGUACGACUCAUCCCGCCCUCAGCAUUAUCUGUCCGGAAACUUUGCUCCGGUACAGAUCGAAACACCUCCGACCGCUGACCUCCCUGUCAGAGGACACAUCCCUGAGUGCCUGAAUGGACAAUUCAUGCGGGUCGGUCCCAACUCCAAGUUUGCCCCCAUUGCCGGAUACCAUUGGUUUGAUGGAGAUGGAAUGAUUCAUGGCAUGCGCAUCAGAAAUGGAAAAGCAACAUAUGCCUCCCGCUAUGUGGAGACAUCCCGACUUCAGCAGGAGGAAUUCUUUCGGAGUGCUAAAUUCUUGAAGAUGGGAGACCUCAAGGGGCUGUUUGGCUUACUCAUGAUCAUCCUGCAAAUUCUGAGACUCAGAUCAUUCGAUAUUUCAUAUGGAUUAGGAACAAGUAAUACAGCUCUCACAUAUCACCACGGACAACUUCUAGCGCUUCAUGAGUUCGAUAAACCUUAUGUGGUUAAGAUUUUGGAAAAUGGGGACUUGCAAACUAUUGGGAUGCUAGACUAUGAAAAGAGACUCGGGCAUUCUUUUACUGCGCAUCCCAAAAUCGAUCCCUUCACGGGGGAGAUGUUCACUUUUGGCUGCUCAUUUAAGGCGCCACAUGUCACAUACCGAGUUAUUUUGAGAGACGGGUUCAUGCAUGAACCGGUGCCAAUCACAAUACCAGAGCACAUCAUGAUGCACGACUUUGCCAUCACUCAAAGCUAUGCCAUUUUCAUGGAUCUUCCAAUGUAUCUCAGACCUGCUAUGAUAAUGAAAGGAAAGAGCGUUCCUUACAUAUUCGAUGGCAUGAAAAAUGCACGAUUUGGUGUGCUACCAAGAUAUGCUGAGAACGAGCUGCAAAUCAGAUGGUUCGAGCUGCCAAGUUGCUUCAUAUUUCACAAUGCUAACGCUUGGGAGGAAGGCAACGAAGUUGUUCUGAUCACUUGCCGUGUCCAGAAUCCAGAUUUGGAAAGGCUUGAUGGAGCAAUGACAGGAAAUGCCAAAAAAUACAUAAGUGAACUAUAUGAGAUGAGAUUUAAUAUGAAAACGGGACUAGCUUCACAAAAGAAGUUAUCGGAGACUGCUAUAAAAUUUCCCCGGAUAAAUGAGAGCUACACUGGCAGGAAACAGAGAUAUGUGUAUGGGGCAAUUGUGGACAGCCUCGCCAAGGUAACUGGGAUUGCUAAAUUCGAUCUACAUGCUGAACCAGAGCCAGGAAAAGACAAGAUCAAAGUUGGAGGAAAUGUUCAAGGUGUCUUUCAUUUAGGAGCUGGUAGGUUCGGUUCAGAGGCCAUUUUCGUCCCCCGUGAACCCGGCAUUUCUUCAUCUGAAGAAGAUGAUGGCUACUUGAUAUUCUUUGCACAUGAUGAAAAUUCCAGGAAAUCACAGGCCAUCGUAAUUGACGCAAGAACAAUGUCAGCUGAGCCCGUCGCCGUGGUCGAAUUGCCUAAUCGGGUUCCAUAUGGGUUUCACGCACUCUUUGUGACCGAGGAGCAUAUUCGGGGGCAAGCUGUAUGAUCGACCUUCAAAACAGCCCACAAGUGAUGUCUGACUCAGGAAAUUUUCUAGUCGUGGCUCGGUGAAACAUAGAUAUGUGUAUGGAGCAAUCAUGGGCAGCAUUGCAAAGGUCACUGGGAUUGCAAAAUUCGAUCUACACACCGAACCAGGGACAGGAAAAGAUGAUAUCAAAGGUAUCUUUAACUUAGGAGCUGGCAGGUUCGGUUCAGAGGCCAUUUUCGUCCCCAGUGAACCCGGCUUUUCUUCUUCUGAAUAGGAUGCUUGAUAUUCUUUCUGCAAUACGAAAAUUCCGGAAAAUCACUGACCAUUGUAAUCGAUGCAAGAACAAUGUCAGCUGAUCCUGUUGCCUUGGUCGAAUUGCCUACUCGGUUCCCAUAUGGGUUUCACGCACUCUUUGUGUCCGAGGAACCAAUUCAGGAGCAAGAAGUAUGAUUGACCUUGAAAACCGGGUGUGCACAAGCUUCGCCUUAUGAUGGAUUCGAGACUGAAUCAUUAUUUCAACCAGUUUCCUCUUCGAGAAUAGAAGCGAAAGUUUAGGAGGGAGAGAGAUGGGACUCAAGGAACAGAACCAGAAGCUGCUUCCGUUGCUUGAGUUAAAUUACGUCAAUGAAGUCCUUGGAGCUGUCCUCAUUUCGUUAUCCAGAUGACAUGAAGUAUGGAAGUAAUAUAGAAGUGCACUUGCAUCGAAAUAGAUUCGUAAUGUAGAAUCCUGCCAACUAUUGUUUCGAGCCUUUUUCAUUGAGCAAAGAAAUUUUACAUCAUUCGUGGUCACUUUCCUAUAUUUCCUUAGUUUAGAAUUGGCAUUUCCAUCUGAUUCAGUUCAGCUGCAAGUAAUAGAUUUCAGUUUUCAGCAUUGAAUCUAAAGUUCUAAUACUACUUUCAUCCUCACGCGAUCAAAGAGACAAAGAACUUGUAGUCUCUUUUCCUGCA